Messenger RNA from Pedinophyceae sp. YPF-701, 2241 nucleotides. Lineage: Eukaryota; Viridiplantae; Chlorophyta; Pedinophyceae. The record is from the annotation of a GenBank genome assembly.
AUGUUGAGAUCGGCCCUCGUGCGGCUCCGCCCGUCCGGGGCGGUGCUGGCCCUCGAAGGCCUCCCGGCGGGCUCGUCAUGGACGUGCCUGGGGGCGAUGCGUGACAGUGGCCCGGGGGACGGGUCUCCGACGGCGCACGGACAACCUGUGGCCCGUCACGUACGAAACGCUUCGCUGGAGCCGCCGCGCCGGAACGUCACGGGCGCGAGGGCGCCGGAGCCGCACCCGAGGUCCUCCACACACUGCCCCGCGCCCCCCGAACGCACGUCUUUCGCGGCCAGACAGACGUCGUCGACCGCCCGAGCGCGCGGGCCGGACGCGGCGCGCCGCAGCGCCGAUCCGGAAGCCCCGGUGCGGGACUUGCGGAGGGAGUGGGAGAGCGGGGCCCUCCACGUUGGCCUGUUCCCGCCGGAGCGCGUGCGGAACUUCAGCAUCAUCGCGCACGUCGACCACGGCAAGUCCACGCUGAGCGAUCGCCUCCUCGAGCUCACGGGCGCGCUCCCCGCGGGCCAGCAGGCCCAGUUCCUGGACAGCCUCGAGGUCGAGCGCUCCCGCGGCAUCACCGUGAAGGCCAACACCGCGAGCAUCGUGCACCGGUACGACGGGCAGGACUACCUCCUCAACCUCGUGGACACCCCCGGGCACGUGGACUUCAGCUACGAGGUCGCGCGGUCGCUCCAGGCCUGCCAGGGCGCGGUGCUGGUGGUGGACGCCACGCAGGGCGUCGAGGCGCAGACCGUCGCGAACUUCUACCUCGCGUGGGGGCAGAACCUCGCGAUCGUCCCGGCGAUCAACAAGUGCGACAUGCCCGCCGCCGAGCCCGACACAGUCAGGCAGGACCUGCAACUCUCCUUCGACAUCGCGCCGGAGAGCUGCGUCGAGACGUCCGGCAAGACGGGGCAGGGCUGCCGGGAGCUCCUCGACCGCAUCGUCACCGGCAUUCCGCCGGCCACCGACGGCGACGCCGCGGCGCCCCUGCGCGCGCUGCUGUUCGACGCGCACCACGACCGGUUCCGCGGCGUGGUGUGCCUCCUCAAGGCGCAGGACGGCGUCGUCGAGCGCGGCGCGCGCGUGCGGUCGCACGCCACGAAUCAGGAGUACGAGGUGCAGGAGUGCGGACUACUGGUCCCGCACCGCCUGCCCACCGACAAGAUCCCCACGGGACUGAUCGGGUAUGCAAUUCUGGGGAUGAAGCGCGCGGAGGAGGCGCGGGUGGGCGACACGCUGCACGGCGUGCCGCCACCCGGCUCCCCGCUGCGCGCCGCCGCCGCCGCCGCCGAGCCGCUCCCGGGCUUCCAGCCCGCGGUGCCCAAGGUGUUUGCGGGGGUGUAUCCGGCUGCGUCAGACGAGCUCGAGGGCCUCAAAACCGCCAUGUCGCGGCUGCUGCUGACCGACGCGUCGGUCGUCGCGGCCAAGGAGCGCAGCUCCGCGCUCGGGCUCGGCUUCCGGUGCGGCUUCCUCGGUCUUUUGCACAUGGAUGUAUUCUUGCAGCGCAUGCGCCAGGAACACGGCGCGGACGUGCUGCUGACGCCGCCGACGGUGCCGUACCGCCUGGUGUACAAGGACGGCACCGAGCGCGUCGUCAGCAACCCCGUGGAGUUCCCGUGCGCGCCCGACGGCGACGCCAUGCCACGCGAGGUGUGGGAGCCGAUGGUCAGCGUGACGCUCGUGGCGCCGAUCGAGUUCAUGGGCGACCUCAUCCAGCUGUGCCAGGACCGGCGCGGGGAGCUGCAGGACCAGGUGGUGCUGGGGUCCGGGUCGUCGUCGCGCGUGCUGCUCAAGUACUGGCUGCCCAUGGCGGAGCUCGCAGAGUCCCUGUACGACCGCGUCAAGAGCCUGACCUCAGGCUACGCCACCCUAGACUACGAGGACGCGCCGGAGCGCAUGGCCGACAUGCAGCGCCUGGACCUGCUCGUCAAUGGGGAGCCCGUCGACGCGUUCGCGAAGGUCGUGCACCGCUCGGACGCCCAGCGCGAAGGGAAGAGAUUGUGUGGCAAGCUCGCUGGGGUCAUGGAGCGCCAACUGUUCGAGAUUGCCAUCCAGGCGCGCUGCGGGUCGCGCAUCCUCGCGCGCGAGACGCUCAAGGCAUACGCGAAGAACGUCCUCGCGAAGUGCUACGGCGGCGACGUGUCCCGGAAGCGCAAGUUGCUGGAGAAGCAGAAGGAGGGCAAGAAGAGGAUGAAACGCGUCGGAAACGUCUCGAUUCCCACGGACGCCUUCAUCAGCCUGCUGUCGCGAUGA